Molecule: messenger RNA, 1656 nt
Organism: Mytilus trossulus (common blue mussel)
Lineage: Eukaryota; Metazoa; Mollusca; Bivalvia; Mytilida; Mytilidae
Product: synaptosomal-associated protein 25-like
Exons: 7
Coding region: 135-800 (221 amino acids)
Biological process (GO): synaptic vesicle priming; exocytosis; synaptic vesicle fusion to presynaptic active zone membrane
Cellular component (GO): SNARE complex; plasma membrane
Molecular function (GO): SNAP receptor activity; syntaxin binding
Source: RefSeq, a predicted model, not a curated record
UGUUGUUUAAAAUCAUAGGAUAUAUGACUAUGAAUUUACAGUAUCUGCAAUAAAUAAAAAUUCUGGAAAAAAUAAUUUUGUAUUAUUUUAAUGAAUGGAUUAUUUAAUAAAGUGAUACUUUGAAAAAAAAAGUUAUGAAUAAUGUCAAUCACUCGGAUGCUGCGGAAGUUCCAGAUGUGGCGACAGAAGGAGAAAACGGGGUGAUCACUCAAGAAGUUCUUGAUAAUGCUGCAUUCCAAUCAUUGGAUAGUACCCGUCGUAUGCUGCAGAUGUGUGAAGAGAGUAAGGAAGCAGGGAUUACGGUAUUAGUAAACUUAGAUGAACAGGGAGAACAACUUGAUAGGAUUGAAGAAGGUAUGGACCAGAUCAAUCAAGACAUGAAAGAUGCAGAGAAAAAUCUGGAAGGAAUGGAAAAAUGUUGUGGGUUAUGUGUGUUGCCAUGGAAACGAAUGAAGAACUUUGAGAAAGGAGGAGCUUAUGAUAAAACAUGGAAGGCAUCUGAAGAUGGCAAAGUGAACACAGAUGGACCAAGAGUUAUGGUUGAUGAAAGAAAUGGGGCUGGACCACAAGGAGGAUUUAUCACCAAAAUUACAAAUGAUGCUAGAGAGGAAGAAAUGGAGAAUAACUUAACAGAAGUCAGCGGCAUGCUGGGUAAUCUAAGAAACAUGGCAAUUGAUAUGGGAAGUGAAAUAACAUCUCAAAACAAUCAACUGGACAGAAUAUCAAAUAAGGCUGAUUCUAACGCUACUCGUAUUGGGGCAGCAAAUCAACGAGCAACUAAGAUUCUUAAGGAAGCAUAAACUGUCUGAAGUCACGUUUCUUUUUCUAUCUUAUGUUUUGCAUGAUUUUGAUACAGAAAAAAAACUUCUUUAUUUUCUUUUAUGUUGUUGACAUGGUCGACCAAAAUUUGAGAUUCUAUUUUUUUCUUUUGCAUGCAGAUUCCAAACAAAGACAUAUAUGUUGUGUGUUUUCUCUUCUUAGAUUUUAAGAUAAGAGUCUUUUUUUCUGUAACUCCAAAUUAUUAAAUACGUAAUUUGUGUUGUUAUUUCAGAAUUAUAGUAAAUUUUAGAAAAAUUGCAAAAUAAAGCAGUAUUUUAACAUUUCCCCCUUAGAAGUAGUAGUUUACAUAUCAUAGAAUUUAACACUUUUACUAAAUGUCUAUAUUUUUAGUAACUUUUUUAUCUGAAAAUUUCCCGACUUUUUUAAAUUCAUAUGGACGUUUUGUUUUUCUUUCACUUUUGUUUACAUUUUGUUUUGUUUGUGACACAGGCAACAAGCCUAAACGACAGAGUCGAUGUGGCCAAUACCAGAGCAAAGAAGAUACUACGGGACAAUUGAUGACAUUCCACGCCCUUGAUGGGUUUUGGCAUGAUACAAUUCAUUACAGACAACAUUUUAGUAGCUAUUAUUGAAAUGCAUUUCAGCCAAAGGAAAUCAUUUCCUACAUUCUCAUACUUGUUUGACUCAAUUGUUUUUUCAGUCUUUGUCAUACAAAUGUUAUUUUUUUUAACAGAAAAAAGUUCAAGAAUACUUAUGUUGGCCCACUUAAAUUAUUGUAUUCAAAAGUUGAGAUGAAAAUCUAGCUAUAGCCUAUAAACUGUUCAACAUAUUUUCUUAAUUGAAAAUUUUAAAAUUAACCAGUACUGUUAAUUCAGA